This is a messenger RNA of Mytilus trossulus (common blue mussel), 429 nucleotides long. Its product is annotated as interferon alpha-inducible protein 27, mitochondrial-like. Gene Ontology annotation, cellular component: membrane. The transcript has 2 exons. The record is from RefSeq and is a predicted model, not a curated record. Lineage: Eukaryota; Metazoa; Mollusca; Bivalvia; Mytilida; Mytilidae. The coding region runs from base 1 to 339 and encodes 112 amino acids.
AUGGAGAAGAAAAUUUCCGUUAUCGUUUUUAUCUUGCUGAUAGCCGCCCCAGGUUGUUAUGCUUGGAGCUGGGGUGGAGUAUUAACAGGGGCUGUUUGUAUGGUGGCAGCACCUAUUGCCAUACCAGCAGCACUUGGAACAGUCGGUUUUAGUGCAGCAGGAAUAGUGGGAAGCUCCAUAGCGGCCAGUGCUAUGUCAGCGUCCUCACCUGUUGUUACAGGCAGCUUAGUUGCCAUGGCUCAGUCAGUUGGAGCGACAGGCACUAUUGGAUUGGCAACAAAGGCUGUGGCUGCUGGUGUAGGUUACGGCACCUAUUGUGCAACUCAUGAUUGCGAUUAAUUUUGUUUAUUUUUUGUUGUUCUAUGUUUAUUAUUGUGAUUAUUCUAUUAUGUAUAAUCUAACAACCUUUUCAGUUGGAUGUUAAUAGUU